Messenger RNA from Akanthomyces muscarius, 906 nucleotides. RefSeq lists its product as uncharacterized. The transcript has a single exon. Lineage: Eukaryota; Fungi; Ascomycota; Sordariomycetes; Hypocreales; Cordycipitaceae. The record is from RefSeq and is a predicted model, not a curated record. Bases 1 to 906 code for a protein of 301 amino acids.
AUGGAUGAACAGGGACCGCACCCGACAGACUAUUUCUUCGCCAUGGCCUACGUCUUUGCCUGCCAGAUUAUCCCUCCGUUUGUCCAUGCGAAACUGCAGAACAACAUUAAAGAUCUGAUAGUGAGACUUGAGCACGAGGAGAAGAUGUUUCCAUUUGUCCAUCUCUCCGAGGGCGAUAAAGCGGCCGUAAUUCGAGUCCUCCGACAGUGGCAGAAGCCGUGGCCAGCAAUUUCCAAACCGACACAUGUAAGGAAACUCGUGAAACUCAACACUCCCACCAACCAUCCCCUUGAUGGCCACCCUUUGGGGCCAAAAAAAGAGGAGGAUACCCCGGAGAAGAAGGACUUCAAGACAUUCACCGCUCUAUUUCCAUCUGAAGCAGUCGCGAGACAGUGGGAGCCAAUUCUAGGCGAUGCGCUAGUAGAAUACAGGAAGACGGGCAAGGUCGAGAAGCUGUUGGAGCAAAUCAAUUCUACACGGGCUAUCAACAACACAGCAAUCGACUAUGAUUUUGCCGAAUCCGGCUUUCAAAGAGGAGAUGGAAGCGGUCCCUAUCUUGAGUUUGAUCCGUUGGCGACAGUUCAGUCCAUGGAUCUAAACGCAACCCGAAGAAAGCCAAAGAAAGCCGACGACUCUCAAAAGGCUGUAGAGCGCCUUGCAGACUUCUUUCGGGCUCAUGCCAUCUCUGCCAUGAAACUCAAUUAUCAGAAAAGGCUGGCGGUGGAAAUGAUCGCAGGGGAAAUGAUAGACAUUAUGGAGCGUAUUUGGUGUAACGUCGUCAAGGUGCGAAGGCACGGCAGUUUUGGAUGCGCUCUAUACCCCUUGGACUUUGCGGUGAUCCGAACUGGAAGUUCAAUGACAUUCGAGCCAUCGUGCACUAUGAUGAGAAUUCGACUGAGCCAUUGA